AUGGACAACGCACGCGGACAAACUCAAGCUCGUCUGGACGCUGCCUGCUUCUGGCAGAUCUGGCAGCGCUUUGACAAGGAAGAAAAAGGUUACAUAAGAGAGACAGAGCUGGAUGCCUUCUUUGAUCAUUUGCUGGUGCAAUCUGGCACUGAGGACACUCUUAUGGAAGAAAAUGUGCAGAAAGUGAAAGAACAGUUGAUGACCAGGCACGACAUCUCUAAGGAAGGCCGCAUUCCGAUGAAAGAGCUUGCCAGUAUGUUCUUAUCUGAGGAUGAAAAUUUCCUCCUGUUCUUUCGCCUGGAAACUCCCUUGGAUAACAGUGUGGAGUUUAUGCAGAUUUGGCGCAAAUAUGAUGCGGACAGCAGUGGCUUCAUAUCAGCUGCUGAGCUUUGCAACUUUCUCCGAGACCUUUUCCUCCACCACAAAAAGAUCAUUUCCGAGGCGGAACUGGAAGAGUAUACUAGCACCAUGAUGAAGAUCUUUGACAAAAAUAAAGAUGGCCGUUUGGAUCUUAAUGACUUGGCAAGGAUUCUGGCUCUUCAGGAAAACUUCCUUCUUCAGUUUAAAAUGGAUGCUUCUUCUGCUGAAGAAAGGAAGAGGGACUUUGAGAAAAUCUUUGCCCAUUAUGAUGUUAGUAAAACUGGAGCCCUGGAAGGCCCAGAAGUGGACGGAUUUGUCAAAGACAUGAUGGAGCUGGUCCAGCCCAGCAUCAGCGGUGUGGAUCUGGAUAAGUUCCGGGAGAUUCUGCUUCGCCAUUGCGAUGUGAACAAGGAUGGGAAGAUUCAGAAGUCUGAGCUGGCACUGUGUCUUGGGCUAAAAAUAAAGCCCUGAUCCCCAGCUACUCUGCUCCCCACUUACGACGUGUCUGCGCUCUUGCUGUGAAAAGUGUGUUUGUGCUUUGCUCUCAGGUACCCCGUUAAGGGACCUUCUUCCUGACAGUUUGGUACUCUGACAGAGGGAGGGGCCGUAGGGUGCUGCUUCCACAGGCAGCCGUGAUCUUGUCCCAUGGGUAGCCCCCAUACAGCUUCCUCCAUGUUCGUUCCUUGACCUUGGCUUAUCUCCUCAAGGGCCUCAGUUUACCUGCUCUGUUCAACCUUCCCUAUCACCUGGUGAUCCAUUCUACCAUCUC
Messenger RNA from Apodemus sylvaticus (European woodmouse), 1129 nucleotides. RefSeq names its product secretagogin, EF-hand calcium binding protein (gene Scgn). Gene Ontology annotation, cellular component: synapse; cytosol; terminal bouton. Gene Ontology annotation, molecular function: calcium ion binding. The record is from RefSeq and is a predicted model, not a curated record. Lineage: Eukaryota; Metazoa; Chordata; Mammalia; Rodentia; Muridae. Gene Ontology annotation, biological process: regulation of presynaptic cytosolic calcium ion concentration; regulation of long-term synaptic potentiation. Bases 1 to 831 code for a protein of 276 amino acids. The transcript is spliced from 11 exons.